This is a messenger RNA of Radiomyces spectabilis, 3456 nucleotides long. RefSeq lists its product as uncharacterized. The transcript has 9 exons. Gene Ontology annotation, cellular component: membrane; fungal-type vacuole. Lineage: Eukaryota; Fungi; Mucoromycota; Mucoromycetes; Mucorales; Radiomycetaceae. The coding region runs from base 113 to 3292 and encodes 1059 amino acids. Gene Ontology annotation, biological process: transmembrane transport. Gene Ontology annotation, molecular function: ATP hydrolysis activity; ATP binding; ABC-type peptide transporter activity. The record is from RefSeq and is a predicted model, not a curated record.
CUGCCUUUUUCACUUUUUUUUUUGCUUACAUCCACUUUAAAACGCGUCACGUAUAGGAUUGCUUUGUUUCGAACAAGCACUCAGUAAGAUAACGUGAGUCGUUCUAAAGACAAUGUUUGCAGCCCCCAUCUGCGGCUGUGCACAGCAUCUCAAUCACCCGGUCCAUCCCUUGGCCGUAAACGAUUGCCUUCGGGAAACUUGGCUCGAUGCUGCUCUUCCCGUCAUCUUUUUACUGUUUUCUGCCAUCAUUAAUACAUGUCGACGAUACCGCGAGUGGCGCAAUGGAUUCUUCCGUUUGCCAGAAAACGACACGGACGGAUUACGCUUACCUCUUGCUCGUCCUUACGUUCUUUUACGUCGAAGCCUUUUGUUGCUCGUGUUUUGUUUGCUCGAAAUAAGCUGCUGGGCAUUUUUAUUUGCCUGGCGGUUGGAAAGUGCGAUAUUGGAGCGAGAUAAUGCAGAAUUACACAGCAGUAAUGAUGCAUGCAGCACCCCACUCUACCAAGUCAUUGAUCCCUCCGUCGCGCUCAUCGCAAGGAUUUACGUACUUGUAUUGGUGAUCAAAUCGUUUACUACCCCCGCCGAUCCAGUCAUUUUGUCAAAGUUGACAGUCUACAAUCCUCACUUUCUCGUCUUUUAUUCGCUUGCCUUGUUGUCAGCCGUCGCACGCAUCUUUUCAUACUUUGUUAUCGGAUCUCAAACGGAAUGGCUCACCUCAUCCACCAUUGAAAAAUCGUUUGCCAUCAUUGAUCUCGUGAUCUGUAUUAUUCUGUGGUUUGUCAGUGCCACCACGCCGACCGAACUCGACCCUCGAGAAUUGAUGGAUUUCGAAGAUGAUGACAGUGGGGUCCUGGUACUGCACGAUGGUCGAACGGUACGAAAUGGACGGAUUCUCAGUAUGGAAGCUACCGCUUCUCCUCUCUCGACGGUCACGUUUAGCUGGAUGAAUGAUUUAUUGGAAAAGGCGAAAAAGAGUCCCUUGAUGGCCGAUCAGUUGUGGGCCUUACCACUUCGAUUGCGCGCCCAGGAUAAUUACCGCUAUUUUAAACGAUUUACUAGCAAACAUCUAUUGCAUCGUCUGAUCAGGGCCAAUUUGAAGACUAUCAUUUAUCAAUUUUUUACCGCGGUCGCGGCCGUAGCAUUUCAUUAUGCCAAUGCAUUUUACUUGCUACGGUUAUUGAAUUACAUUCAAGAUCCGCAAGAUCAGCCGAAAGAAGUUGGCUACGUCUAUUGUGGUGCGAUCUUUGCCUGUAAUGUGAUUGGCACCCUGGUGGCGUCCCAAACUCUACUGUGGGGACGACGAUGGCAUGUCACUUUAUCUAAUAUGCUCAACUCGGAAAUAUAUGCGCACGCGCUGCAGUCAUCCAAUGCGAGCAAUGUGUGGAAAACCGAGACCAAACACAACGCCGAGACGGAUCCGACGACGCUGGAGAACCAGCAGGCGACCUUGAUGACGCAGGAUACAGAACGCCUAGCCGAAUUGGCCUCUUAUUUACACGUCUUUUAUACCUGUCCACUCGAGAUUGCCGUCGGAGCCAUCUUUUUAUACAAACUUCUUGGCAAUGCUUUUCUGGCGGGGUUGAGUGUAAUGGUGUUUGCCUUGCCUGCCAUACAUUACAUCAGCCGAAAAUUGACCCACGUUCAAAAACGACUGGCAGAAGCCAAAUCAUGGCGUGUUCGCUUACUGACCGAAUUGUGCAACGGCAUCAAAAUUACGAAACUCAUGGCCUGGGAACAAAAAUGGGAACAAGUGAUUACGAGUGCGAGGGACGAUGAAUUAGUAAAGCUAAUCAAAAUGUAUACUCAAAACACCAUGCUGAGUCUGAUCUGGUUCGCUGCACCGGUAUUUGUCACCACGGUUUCUUUUGCAUGGUACACACUGGUGGAAAGGAAUACACUUGAUGCAAGCACUGCGUUUGUGAGCAUUGUUGUGUUUGGUAUGCUUCGUGAUCCUCUCAACGUCAUGCCACAAGCCCUCAUGGCGUACAGCGACGCAAAGGUCAGCUUGGGUCAUAUCACCACAUUCUUAAACUCGGGAGAAAAGCACGCUGAUACCGAUUCUAGCCCUCUGAACGACCCGAGCAUAUUGUCUUACAAAUCACGCUCCAGAACAGGAUUCGACAGUGGCGUCUUUGGAUGGCCCAAUCCAAACACAUCCAAUCCAAAAAUGUCUUGUACUCCUCAUCCCUCUGGUUCUCAUUCAUUGUCACGAACCGAUCUACCACCCUCCAAUUACGGUUCAACGUCAAACCAUGGCGCGCCGUUUGCUUCCGCGGGCUUUGCAUUGAUGGUGCCAACAUUUGAUUUUCCCGAUGCGUCCCUCUCUGUCAUCGUCGGCCCAUCCAACAGCGGAAAAACUAGCUUAUUAUUCGCAUUAUUGGGAGAAUUGGUAUCAAAUCAUGGGCGUUCCUACCUUCCUUUGCGUUUUCUCAGUCCCCGUACUUCCACGAUUCGCGAUGAACACCAGCCCCAUCUUUACGCCUAUCGUGUGGCCUAUGUGGCGCAGAUCCCCUGGAUUCAGUCAGCCACCGUGCGUGAGAACAUCUUGUUUUCCGAACCUUGGGAUGAUUCCCGAUAUCGUGCUGUUCUGUACCAGUGUGAUCUAAUGAAAGACCUGGCCGCAUUCGAGAAUGGCGACUUGACAUCUGUCGACGAUGGCGGCACAUUUAUUACAGAGACGCAACGACAAAAGAUAUCAUUAGCCCGUGCAGUGUAUUCGAAAGCCAAGACAGUCAUCAUUGAUGAUAUUUUUUCCACCUUCAGUCAAGCGACGACGCGGUCUUUAUACACCAAAUGUCUGAAUGGUGAACUCAUGCAGGGACGCACGAUCAUUUUGGCAUGUCAACGGAGGGAUGCAGAAUGGUUUCAGGAUGCCAAACUGAUUGUCCACAUGGAAGCGGGUCGGGCGGACAUCUGUGAGACACCCGAAUCUAUUCUCGAAUGGAUCCAAACGAACACGGUGCCAAGCGAUCGAGACACGGUCUUGCGCAACGAUGAUCAUGUAGACGCACUAUUUGAAUGCGGGCCCGCCCUUGUCGAGGAUGAUGUAUUCGACGAACGAUCAAUCAUGCGUGAAUCUACACGUUACACCGAGGACGAUCGUGGUGGUCAUUUGCCUCAUCAAUCGCGCGAUAUGGCGUAUGCCACGUACUUUUCUGCUUGUGGUGGUUGGCGGUUUUGGAUGGCGGCCAUCGUGCUCACCAUUCUUGCCCGAUUUGCGAGUAUAUUGGAAAGUUAUUGGCUAAAGGAAGGUAACAUAGCCAGAGACAACAAUGACAACAAAGCACCCUGAUCGAAGCCUUAUACUUGUGUCUUUUUUUUUUUAUUCUCAUCUCGCAGGUGUGGUCCAUGGCCUAUGCUCAUUUGCGAAUUCUUUUCGACAAUGUCGGUUCGUCUACCGCCACCACUGCCUCCAUUGACCCUUCAAAGUCGUCAAUGAAUCAUUACAUCAUUGUG